AUCAACAAUUUUAAAACUGGAUAAGAAUUUCUCUCCUUAUCGCUUAUCAGCCAAAGCCAAACUGCCAUUUCACUGCACAGUGCCAAGAACAAGCCAUGGCUGGGUUAACCAGCGCCCGCACCAGUGGGUACCCCUUCGACCCUAUCCUUACCCCAACGACCACCAAAACGACGUCGUCUCUUCUUCCUCUCUCCUCCAACUUCUUCGGACUCCGCUUGAAUAUCUCCAAACCCGACUCUUUCAUCUCUCUCUCAUGCGCCUUCCCCACCUCUGUAGUCACCGCACGUUACGGUGGCUCACGUUCUUACAGCGGUUCUCGGCGGUCAAGGCAGAGUGAUUCCGACGAAGAGCAGGCUCUUGAUAUAUCUAGCAUUCGGUCAUCUACUGUGAGGCUCAUUGAUCAGCAGCAAAACAUGGUUGGAGUGGUGCCUAAAAGUGAGGCAAUUCAAAUGGCUGAAGAUGCUGAACUUGAUUUGGUGAUAUUAUCCCCAGAUGCAGAUCCUCCAGUUGUUAGAAUAAUGGAUUACAACAAAUAUAGAUAUGAAUUGCAAAAGAAGAAGAGAGUACAGCAGAAGAAAAGUGCUGCAAGUCGCAUGGAUCUGAAGGAACUUAAAAUGGGUUACAACAUUGAUCAACAUGAUUAUGAUGUACGUUUGAGAGCUGCUCGGAAGUUUUUAAAAGAUGGCGAUAAGGUUAAGGUCAUAGUGAACUUGAAAGGUCGUGAAAAUGAUUUCAGAAAUAUUGCUAUUGAGCUUAUCAGACGUUUCCAGAAUGAUGUUGGGGAGGCCAUAGUUUCAAAUAGACUGAACUGUUGUACAGCAAAUAAGUUAUAUGCAAGGCAAGCUGAAAACCAUUUGCUUGCAACCGAGGAGAGCAAGAACUUCAGGGAUAGGAAUAUAUUUAUUGCUUUGGUGCCAAAUAAGGCUGUUCUACAGAAAACGCAGGAGCUGCCAAAGAAAAGAGACAAGUCAGCCAUAAAUGAAGUGUCAGCUGGUGUGUGAGUACUUUGGGAGGUUUUAUGAGGGGAAUGGUUGGCAGGUUGAUGUUACUAAAGGUCGAGUGUAUGAACUUGAGGAAAAAAUGCACAAAAAGGUCAGUCAUGCAUUGAAGGAGUUCUGUAAACCAAUAUGAGAAAAGUAUAAAGCUUCCUCCUGCGAUUGGCAUACAUGGAUUGGACCGACACAAUCAAUCAGCGUAUGGGAACCAACAAAGCAGGAAAGUAAAUCUGAAAUGAGAAUCUUCUUUGCUUUAUGGUUAUUUUUCUGUAACUCGGAAGUUGAUGGAUUUAUAUACAUUUUCUUGAUUUGUGUCCCAUGGUCAACGAGAAAUCCGGAGAGGAGAAGCUAUUAGGAGGCUGUAAAAGGAAUCAAUCUGUGUCUUUGAUUUUAAAAUAAGUUACUACUACUCAUUACCAAAAAUGAAAGAGAGAGGGAGAGAGGGAGAGAGAGAGAGAGAGAGAGAGAGAGAGAGGCUCCUAAUGAAUGCAAAACUGGAAGGCUAGUAUGGUUUGGUGUGGCAUGGCUUUUUCUAUAUAUCGGGCUAUAAAAUUGACAGAGGAGAGGAGGUGGUGUAAUGAAGUAGGAGGGGUUACUCUGUCUGGAUGUAGAGGCUUCAACUCACCCAACUAACGAUUUGAAGUUGGCUUUGAUGUUAAGUUCUUGCUGCUCAAGCAUUGCACUUUCACAUUUUUUUCA
This is a messenger RNA of Hevea brasiliensis (rubber tree), 1694 nucleotides long. Its product is annotated as translation initiation factor IF3-4, chloroplastic. The record is from RefSeq and is a predicted model, not a curated record. Gene Ontology annotation, biological process: translational initiation; ribosome disassembly. Gene Ontology annotation, molecular function: ribosome binding; translation initiation factor activity. The coding region runs from base 96 to 1001 and encodes 301 amino acids. Lineage: Eukaryota; Viridiplantae; Streptophyta; Magnoliopsida; Malpighiales; Euphorbiaceae. The transcript has 11 exons.